AGAUGCAAUUUUCAGUGAGUCAAAAAUAGCCAGUGAAAGAAAAAAUUUUCCAACUCUAAAAGAAAGCUUUUAUUUCAUUACACAACGUUCAACAAGCUCCAUUUAUCAGGAUCGUCGAUUUAACGAAAAUGAAGAUCCAUGUUGGUGCUCCUCUCUUCACUCUAGCAUUUUUCUUCAGUUUCAUUGAAUUGAGUUCACUGUACAACACGAAUCGUCUUAUUAAGGACGUUUUGCAGCUUCCAGAUGACAAGCACAUCUGGUACAACACAUUUAACGGAAUAAUAAAAAUAGAAAAUGGGAAAAAUGAAUAUACUUAUGGAUUACGAGACGGAACUACAAUGGUUUGCGAAUUAGACUUACUUCAGCAAGAAACAUGGGUGCGUGCAUUAAUGAUAGACAACCAACCAGUUAAGGUGGACGCGAGAAAUUCCAACGUUUAUAAUUUUACUAAAGAUGACACAAACUUAUAUGGAAUCGUAUUUGACUUGGAGCUUCAUUAAAAUAAAAAUUGACAUUUCCGACUGUAUUGCACUUUCUUUAUUUCGACAGCCGCCCAUCAUAAUAGGAAAAAGGAUAUAUUGGCUUAUUGGUAACAUGAAAUCAAUAAAAAAUUAUUACAAGGAUUACUUGUUACAUGGAAGGUAUUUUGGCGCAGCAGCAGCGCCACCUACUGUACAGCAGUUGUGCGUAGGCUUGACGCAGUUGUUAUACCGAUUUUGGCACAGCGAACGCUCGAAACUAGUUUUCUCAAAUAGAUUCUCAGGCAUUGAUGAGCAUGCGCGAAUAAUCGCUUUCGAUUGGCUCUGCUAGACGCAUGCGCAGUAGUUCACCGGACCAUCUUUGGGAGAAUUAAGCUGAACGCCACAACAAGUAUAGAAAAUGGAUACAUAACAUUAUGCAAUAAAAAAUAAAUUCGUUAAAAAUAAAAACCUGUGGAUUAAAGCUUAUUUCUGAAUGAACAUGAGAUGGUGGAAAUUUGCUUUAGAAAUUCAUUGCGCACUACGCACGGAGUCAUAUAAAUAAUGAAAAGUUAUUGUAAUUUAUUUUCAUUCUACUGCCCUUGUUCGCCAUCAAUCAAAAGAAUAUUUUCUUCAAAUAAAGCCUGUUCUGACCUAACCAAUUAAAAUUAGUAUAACCAAAUUUUUACUUUGAAUCAUUUAAAAAUGACUUUUUUUAAUUUGGAUUGGAUGUAACUUUUCGUGAAGCGUAUAAUUACAGGCAGUGAUAACUUUGCUGUAAAUUAGUUUUAAAAUUUUAAUUUGACUUCGCCUGAAUAAUUAUAUUUUCUAAUGAAAUAAAUGUAAUUUUGGAUUAAAGAAAUAAACGAAUUUAAUACGA
Molecule: messenger RNA, 1338 nt
Organism: Belonocnema kinseyi
Lineage: Eukaryota; Metazoa; Arthropoda; Insecta; Hymenoptera; Cynipidae
Exons: 4
Coding region: 129-500 (123 amino acids)
Source: RefSeq, a predicted model, not a curated record